This is a messenger RNA of Spirometra erinaceieuropaei, 1221 nucleotides long. The record is from the annotation of a GenBank genome assembly. Lineage: Eukaryota; Metazoa; Platyhelminthes; Cestoda; Diphyllobothriidea; Diphyllobothriidae.
AUGGAGACCGUUCAGUUCACUGAGGGUAUGGUUCUGACGGAGUUGCUGAGGCUAAAGGAAUCUAAAUCACCAGGCCCCGAUGAGAUUCCGGCGAAGAUUUCGAAGGAACUCGCCUGUGAGUUGUUUAAGCCACUCUCCUUGCUUUUCCAUACAUCCUUCGAGACCGGAUAUCUGUCACCCGACUGGAAGUCGGCGUGGAUUACGCCGCUGUACGUGGGCGUAAGUCGGGUCUCUGCGAACAAUUACAGACCUGUCAGCCUCACCUCCAUUUGCUGCAAGAUUAUGGAGAAGAUAAUAAAGCAACAAUUAAUGCAGUUCCUUGAACAAAACCAUUUGCUUUCCGAUUCUCAGCAUGGAAUCCGCAAAAGCAGAUCUUGUGUGACAAACCUGCUCUAUUGUCUGGAACACUGGACUAGGGCUGUUGAUAGAGGAGAUAUGGUACAUGCCAUCUAUACUGACUUUAAUAAGGCCUUCGAUAGUGUGCCUCACCACCGCCUUCUAUACAAACUACGCCCUGCAGGAGUGCGAGGUAAGCUUCUGAUGUGGAUUCUGAGCUUUUUAAUCGGCCGCUCUCAAGCCGUCCACGUCAGUGACCCGCAAUCUGCCGAGGUUGUCGUUAGGAUUGGUGUUCCCCAAGGCUCUGUUCUUGGCCCUACACUGCUCCUCGUCUACGUCGAUGACUGCGCAAACGAACUGGAUUGCGAUGCCGCAAUGUUUGCCGUUGACAUAAAGAUCUGGAGUACCAUACAAAGCGAAGUUGACGAGACGCGACUGCAGACAAAUCUGGACCACCUCGAGCAGUGGUCGAAAGGCUGGCUUCUACCGUUCAACGUAAACAAGUGUAUUUUCCUACGCGUCGGCAGAACCAGUUCUCCUAACCGCACGGUCUACCGUCUGACUGGCAAACCACUGCAAGAAGUCGACGCCCAGAAGAACUUGGGUGUAUGGAUCACAAAAGCGCUUAAGCCUUCGCUGCAAUGUUCAAAGGUGGCCAAGUCGGCGAUGUCCAUGCUAUACCUUGUCAAACGGGCGUUCUCCUCCCUUGAUGAAGACUGCUUCGUCAAGGUAUUUCAAACUUUCGCGCGACCGCAUCUGGAGUUUGCUAUCCAAGCAUGGAGACCCUGGACCGCUAAAGACUUUGGCAUACUCGAAAAGGUUCAACGGUGGGGAACGAACUUGUAUCUGGGAGUGGUCACUACCCUACGAAACGCGAUUAGCUAA